AUGGCGUCGAAAAAACUCUUCGUUGUCAUCGGAAUCACGGGAAAUCAAGGCGGAUCAGUGGCGAAGACUUUCCUGUCCGAUCCCAACCUGCAAGAUCGAUAUCGUUUGCGUGGCAUCUCUCGCAAUCCAUUGUCGGAUGCGUCCAAAUCGCUCUCCGCGCAGGGUGUGGAGAUUGUACAAGCAGAUCUCCACGAUCCACAAUCUCUAGCCAAAGCAUUCGAAGGCGCAAACGUAAUCUUCUCAGUCACGGACUUCUGGGCGCUGUACUUCAAUCCGGACAAUCAAGCCAAGGCUCAGGAGCAAGAAAAGUCGAUUGGACAAGUCGCCUAUGAGCUGGAGUAUGAGCAAGGCCGCAACAUCGCUGAUGCAGCGGCUCGAGUGCCUGAGCUGGAGAGACUCGUCGUUUCGAUGCUGUCGAGCCCGAAGAAGUGGACAAAAGGUCGUUAUCAGCAGCUUUGGCAUUAUGAGAGUAAAGCGGAUAUGAUCAGCUACAUCAACGAGAAGCACUCUGCUCUUUCCGCGAAGAUGAGCGGCUUGAACAUGGGCGUGUUCUUCUACUCCUGGAAAAUCGUCAAUCUCAUAGGACCCAGGAAGAACGAGGAGGGUGUCCAUGUCUUGACGCUGCCCUGCAAAGGCGAGAAUCCAUGUCCUUUGGUCGAUCCUAGGAAUGACACCGGGCCUUUCGUCAGAGCGUUGUUGCAGGUCGAGCCUGGGGUGCAGCUCUAUGGAGAGACUUCGUUGAGAAGCUGGAUGGAGUGGUUAGAGCUGUGGGGUAAGACGCUCAACAGACCUGUGAGAUAUGAGCAAGUCAGUGUUGAAUGGUAUGAGAAAGAGCUGCGAGCUCAGGGGUACCCUGAAGGCUUUGGGACCGAGAUUGCAGAAAUGUUCGAAUUCAUGGAUACAUACGGAUACGAUGGAGGAGAUCCAGCAUGCAAGCGAAAAGAAGAGCUUGGGGUACCGAUUCCAGAUCUCAGCGACGUGGCGGAAUACAUCCGUUCUGAGGAUUGGUCGCCGUUAGGCUAG
Messenger RNA from Zasmidium cellare ATCC 36951, 1023 nucleotides. RefSeq lists its product as uncharacterized. The record is from RefSeq and is a predicted model, not a curated record. The transcript has 4 exons. NCBI's taxonomy places the organism in Eukaryota, Fungi, Ascomycota, Dothideomycetes, Mycosphaerellales, Mycosphaerellaceae. Bases 1 to 1023 code for a protein of 340 amino acids.